UUGGCUUCAGAAAAUUUAUGAUGUACAUGUAUAUCUUGACUAAAAUAGUUGUUUCCUCAAGUCAGUGCAUGGAGCAGAGUGAUGGCUGAAGUAUUGCCUUGGCAUUUAUAAGUAUAACUUCUGGAGGACCCCUGACAAUGAUUCCCCGAGGAUUGAUGCAGGUGCGGCGAGUUACCACAGUGCCACCUAAAUUCUUCCCAGAACCUGAUAGCCUCACAGCAAUCCAAAAGCGAGUGCUUUUCAAGGAUGAGAACUUUAUUGCUAUCAACAAGCCAUAUGGGUUGGCUUCGACCCAUGGACCGAAGGUGAAACUUAACCUCGCAAACCACUUGCACAAGUUUCGAUUUGAAAACAGACUGGUGCCGAAUAUAAUUCACCGGCUGGAUGAGGGCACCACUGGUGUUCUGGUAAUGUCUCGACAUCCGGAGGCAGCUCGUAUGGCAAUGAACUGGUUCAAGAAAAAGCAAAUUAAAAAAGUAUACCAUUGCCUUGUUCUUGGCCGACCUGAAAAGAGUGAAGGUGUUGUUGAUGUUCCACUCAAAGUGGGGAUGACAGAUCCAGAUCACAACGAGAAAUACAAGUACAUUAUGGAGGCUAAUGUUGGGUCAGAGUAUGGCAAAGAAGCAAUAACCAUGUACAAGUGUCUGGAAACGUUCGAGGGUCCAAACGGCACUUUCUCCUUUCUGGAAGUCCAGCCAGUUACAGGCCGAAGGCAUCAGUUACGUGUUCACUGCUGUGACGUACUCAAGUGUCCCAUAGUCGGAGACCACAUUCGAACUCAGCAUAAGUUAUACACAAAUACACAUCUCAAGGGUCUGCGCAUCAAGCGCAAGCACUUGCCGCUGCUGAGAAUGCACCUGCAUGCAUCACGGGUAGAGCUGCCGCCAGACUCCUCGGAGGGCAUCACAGAGCCGACUGUCAUUGAAGCACCUCUUCCAGAGCACAUGAAGACCAGCCUCAGCUGGCUGAGAGAGAACGAGAACUGGCAUGAUCCCUACGGGCCAAUUCUCAACUAUGCUGCAGGUCGUGACGACGUACCACAGAAAAAGAAGAAGAGGUUCAUCAACAGCCGUCAUUUACCGGAGGACUAUGAAGAAGCGCAUUUGCACCAGGGACAACGGGCAGAUAGAAUUGGCUAAGCCUGCUGCCAUGUUGACUACUUGAGAGUAUAAAAAUAAUUCUGACUUUAAAACAUUGAAAAUCUCCCUAAACCAUGGAAAGCAUAAAAAUACAUUUUCAUAAAACUGAACAUGAAACGUCAAAUAAAUACUAGUUGAUGGAAGCAUUGUGUCAGCUGGGAUGCGGUGAUAGCGCUGAAUCGGUUGUUGUCCAGUUCUGGAAGUUUGCUGCAUACCAAGAAACUGCGCACAGCAAGCAAACAAGCAGCAGAGACAAACCAAUCCAGUUUAACCACACCUUACACAGCUUUCCUGAAUAGUCCCUACAUAGCUAGACAGCUAGACUCCCAUGCUGAAUUGAUCUUGUUAUUGCUGUUGCACAUCUGCACAUUGUCCCUUGCUGUGAGCUGAUUGCUUUUAAUAGUCACUUUCUUAAGUGCGGAUGUCCCCAUCCAGUAUGUGCUGUGAAGAACUUUGAUCUAUAUGAUGACGUA
Messenger RNA from Sycon ciliatum, 1612 nucleotides. RefSeq lists its product as uncharacterized. The record is from RefSeq and is a predicted model, not a curated record. The coding region runs from base 138 to 1139 and encodes 333 amino acids. NCBI's taxonomy places the organism in Eukaryota, Metazoa, Porifera, Calcarea, Leucosolenida, Sycettidae. Gene Ontology annotation, molecular function: RNA binding; pseudouridine synthase activity. The transcript has 9 exons. Gene Ontology annotation, biological process: enzyme-directed rRNA pseudouridine synthesis.